This is a messenger RNA of Capsicum annuum, 2983 nucleotides long. Its product is annotated as type I inositol polyphosphate 5-phosphatase 4. The record is from RefSeq and is a predicted model, not a curated record. Gene Ontology annotation, molecular function: phosphatidylinositol-4,5-bisphosphate 5-phosphatase activity; inositol-polyphosphate 5-phosphatase activity; phosphatidylinositol-3,4,5-trisphosphate 5-phosphatase activity. Bases 468 to 2147 code for a protein of 559 amino acids. NCBI's taxonomy places the organism in Eukaryota, Viridiplantae, Streptophyta, Magnoliopsida, Solanales, Solanaceae. The transcript is spliced from 14 exons. Gene Ontology annotation, biological process: phosphatidylinositol dephosphorylation.
AAAUACAACAUUUACAUAUAGUCCCCACAAAACUUUCUUUCUCUAUCAAACAUUGUCUUCUUUUUCUUCUAUAAUUCUUUGAAUACAACAGUCAUUAAUUCUGUCUUCCCUCUUUAAGGUUCUUGAUUCCUUUAUAAUUUCCUGUGUUUAGCUUGGACUGGCCAAACAAAGUAAAAAUAUACCAGCUGGGGUUCUUUCAAUUUCUACAAUAUUUUUUGUUUGUAUACAAAAACAGUGCACACCAUCUGUCACAUCUUCCUUAUCCAGAAUUGUUUGACUAUAAUCUCCCAAUGUUCUAUGUUUUUAUGCUUCAAGAUUUUUGUUUUUUGCUGAUUCUUGGUCUUGAAUGAAAAGAAAAUUCCAAAGUUGAGUGAUUCUUGGAGAAAUUUGUUUACUUGUUGAUCUUAUUAAUUCAAAUCUGUACAAUAGGACAAGUAAGGUUCAAUCUUUUAUGAAGUUCUAAAACAAUGAGAGAUGGGAACUCUAAGAAAACCAAGCUCUCUUGGUCCAAGAAUCUGGUAAAGAAAUGGUUUAAUGUUAAAAGCAAAGCCGAGGAUUUUCAAGCUGAUGAUAUUGUCUAUGGAGGUGUUGAUGAUGAAUGGAGAAACAACUUCUCAGAGAGGCAGACAUCCACUAUCAAGAAAAGUAAAACAGACAAGUCAAGUAGAAGGCAUGCUGAUCGUUUUCAUCAUAGUAAGAUUGACCUUGACACUUCAGAGGUUACAGAUGUGAAUAACUAUCGGGUGUUUGUAGCAACAUGGAAUGUGGCUGGAAAAUCUCCACCUACUAAUUUAAGUCUUGAUGAUUGGCUUCAUACCUCACCUCCUGCUGAUAUCUAUGUUCUGGGGUUUCAAGAAAUUGUUCCUUUGAAUGCUGGUAAUGUUUUGGGCACAGAAGAUAAUGGUCCAGCUAGAAAAUGGCUAACACUCAUUCGAAAAACUUUGAACAGUCUUCCCGGAACAAGUGGCAGUUAUCAUACUCCCUCUCCAGUUCCUAAUCCUGUUGUUGAGCUAGAUGCUGACUUUGAGGGAUCGGCAAGAGAAGAAGCCCCGACUUUCUUCCAUCACCGCUCAUUUCAAACACUAAGCCGUAGCAUGAGAGCAAUGGAGAGUGAAAUGUCAAUGCCACGGGCUCAACUUGAUCGUCGAUUUAGUGUUUGUGAUAGGGCUGUGUUUGGAGGAAGGCCAAGUGAUUAUGACCCAUAUGCCCAAUGGGGUGGUCCCUCGGAUGAUGAAAAUGGUCCAGAUGAUUCACCUGUUACAACCCACUAUUCCCCAAUUCCGUAUAGUGGUUCCAUCACUUCAGAGGACAGAGGCAGACAGCCAUCGAAAUCAAGAUACUGUCUUGUUGCGAGUAAGCAAAUGGUUGGAAUAUAUCUUACUAUUUGGAUUAGAAGUGAUCUAAGGGAUGAUGUUCGCAACCUGAAAGUAUCUUGUGUUGGCAGAGGAUUGAUGGGUUAUCUUGGGAACAAGGGCUCAAUCUCAGUUAGCAUGUCACUGCACCAAACAAGCUUCUGCUUCAUUUGUACUCAUUUAACAUCUGGACAGAAAGAGGGAGAUGAGCUGCGGAGAAACUCUGAUGUCUUGGAGAUUCUAAAAAAAACAAGGUUUCCGAGGAUUCAUGGCAUUGGGGAUGACCACUCUCCUCAAACAAUCCUCGAGCAUGAUCGAAUUAUAUGGCUUGGGGAUUUGAACUAUCGGAUUGCCUUGUCUUUCCGAACUGCCAAAGCACUGGUGGAGAUGCACAAUUGGAGGGUGCUGUUAGAAAAUGAUCAGCUACGGAUAGAGCAGAGGAUGGGACGUGUUUUUAAUGGAUGGAGUGAAGGAAGAAUAUACUUCCCUCCAACAUACAAGUACUCAAGUAAUUCAGACAGAUAUGCAGGAGAGGACACACACCCAAAAGAGAAACGAAGAACCCCUGCUUGGUGUGAUCGCAUAUUGUGGUAUGGUCAAGGCCUAUAUCAAAUAUCUUAUGUUCGUGGAGAGUCCAGAUUUUCUGAUCAUAGACCAGUUUAUAGUAUAUUCUUGGCUGAGGUCGAGUCCAUCAACCGCCAUCAUAUAAAGAAAAAUUUGAGUUGUGCUGGCUCCAGGGUGGAAGUUGAAGAGUUAUUGCCCCAGUCAUACCGUUAUAAUGGAUAUUAUUACUAAGAUACAGAUCUUCAAUGAAGUAUCAUAUCUCAGGACUCCAUAUUCAGCCGCUGCCUUUAGGUCAGGAAGUCAAGACUUGGAGUUUGGACCUGAUGCUGCAAAAUUUAGAGGAAAAUUCUUAGCAAGACACUGCAAAAUGAGAGGACUUCAAAAGGGAUAAUUUUGCUCUAUGAUAAAUCUGCAUUUCUUCUUCCUAGAGUCAGUUUCAGGAGUGGAGCAGAGCUGUUCUGCCAGAUAUAAGAAGAUUCUUGCCAUGUUAUAUGGAUACGGUUACAGACAAGCAAGAACUAAUUACGCAAAGAUUCAGAAGCAGACCAUUAGAAAUGCUGAGAUCAGUCUCUUUGUCCAAAUGCAGCAUAGAUCAAUUGUUACAGCUCUGAAUAUAACGAUACGGUUAUAUCAGACAUGGAGACUCUUGAAAAGUGCUAUGGCUAAGCUAAGAAUUGGCUUCUCAGGGUUCUUCAUCUCUUUUGAGGAUUAAAAACGAGAACAGCCUGAUACAAAAUAUGAUGAAAGCUGAUGCAUAGAGUCCUUCCACUCUUUAUUUUUUGCGGGUGGGUGGGUGGGGGGGGGGGGGUGAUAGCUAUGCUCCUUUGUGUCUUUCAUUCUGUUUGAAGAAAAAGAAACUUUGGCGUGUACUUAUUGCCACAGACAUAUAAGGAGAGAUGAAGAUAAUGUUAAGAGGGAGGGAGGGAGUGGGCAUCAAUGACAUACUGAAAAGUGAACGUUUUCCUGAAAAGAAAAAGGAAUCACAGUUUGCUUGGAUGCUUAUUUCUGUUUCUCUACAUAUCUUUGUACUAUUCUCUUUUUUCUUGUUCAAUUCAUGAGUUUUUGUA